This is a messenger RNA of Sipha flava (yellow sugarcane aphid), 2501 nucleotides long. Its product is annotated as zinc finger protein Elbow-like. Lineage: Eukaryota; Metazoa; Arthropoda; Insecta; Hemiptera; Aphididae. Gene Ontology annotation, biological process: negative regulation of DNA-templated transcription. The transcript has 2 exons. Gene Ontology annotation, cellular component: nucleus. The record is from RefSeq and is a predicted model, not a curated record. The coding region runs from base 363 to 1958 and encodes 531 amino acids.
CGGCGAUCGUAACGGCAGUGCAGUACCGGAGCCCGUCGUCGUUCCACACUCGUUACCGCGUUAGUGGUCCACGCACCUGAAAAGCCGUCGUCGCGCGAUCGUGCGGGGUGUCUUAAAUAAAAAUAAACCCGUAAACGUUCUAUUCGAGUGCCGCCGUGUCCGUCUCGCGUCUUGUGCCGAUCAUAAUAUUGUAAUUUGUUCGCUGAUCUUUUUUUUUUUUUUCCGUUUAGAUAUAUAAUUUAUUUUUGAACUACGGUACACAUUAGACGUGAAAAGAUUGUUCCUUCCCGCCGUGUUCUGUUCGCCCUCGUUUGCGGUGUGUAUUUUACAGUAUUUCGAGUAUAUGACGUAUUGUGCGAACCAUGAUAAUGAGCAACGAAAACCAAUACCUGAGACCGGAUUAUUUAACUCCUCUUCCGUCGCUGGACGCUAAAAACAGCCCGCUGGCGCUGUUGGCGCAGACGUGCAGUCAGAUCGGAUCGGACGUGCCGACGCCGCCGACGAACGGCAAGUCGAACGCGGACAAAAGCGGCGGCGGCGGCGGCGGCGGCGGCGGCGGCGGCCAUAACCACAAAAAGACUUCGUCCUCGUCGCUAUCGUCGCUGUCGUCUUCGUCGUCGUCUUCCGACCACGGUGGCGGCCGGGACAAGCGUUCGCCGUCGCUGUCUUCGUCGUCGUCGUGCUCGAACAGCGCAUCCCCGCCGGGCCGCUCAACCACUACCAUCGGCCACCAUCAGCCAACCGCGCCCGUCGUCACCACCACCACGGCCCGGUCCAGUUUCAAACCGUACGAGUCGUGCGUGUUGCGGCCCGCGUCCGAGGUGGCGGCCGCCGCCUCUGCCGUGGCCGUGGUCACCUCCGCGGCCUCCGUUGGCGGAUCGGCCGCGGCUACAGCCAUCAGCUUGGACGCGACCAUAAGACGAGCGACGCCAACGAUCGGGUCCGCGGCCGACCGGUGCAGCAGUAAGGAGAGCGCGUCCAGCCGCAAGUCGCCCGCCGAAGACAGGAAACACGCGACGGGCGUUGAACAACAGCACAAAUCGCAUCACCCCGCCACGUCGUCUUCUUCGUCGUCAGCCGCAUCGGUGGCCGCGCUGAUGGCCGCGGCCGGGUACCCACCGUCACCGCACCUCCAUCACCAUCACCUGCAAGCACCGACCCACCCACAUCACCAUCACCACAUGGCCGCGUUGGCCGCCUCGCCACUGAUGAGCCCCUACUACAGACCGGGCGCGGCCGCGCCGCCGUUGCCGUGCCGCGAUCCAUAUUGCGCGGGCUGCCAGCUGGCCGCUCAUCUGGCCGCCGGCAAACCGCAGCAGUUGCCGCCGCCGACGCCGCUGCCGCCGUCGCCCGCGGCCGCCUGUCCGUCCGGUUGCGCGCAAUGCGACGCUAGUCCGAAAACGGCCGCGCACCAAACCCACAAUCACCACCACGGUGUUGCCACCGCGCACCAUCACCAGCAACAGCAGCAGCAACAGCAACAGCAGCAGCAGCAGCACCAACAGCAACAGCACCAGCAACAGCACCACCAUCAUACAAUGGCCGCGGUGUACGCGCACGCGCAGCUGGCCGCGUUGGCCGCGGCCGCGACCCAACUGCCGUACGUGUGCUCGUGGAUGGGCGCCGACCUGCCGUCGUACUGCGGCAAGCGGUUCGGCACGUCCGACGAGCUGCUCCAACACUUGCGCACGCACACCGCCGACCCCGCAGCCGCUCUGCCGCUGCUGCAGCGCUCGUACCCCACCCCGCCGCUCAGCCCAUCCGCGGCCAACCGGUACCAUCCGUACGCUGCGGCCGGCAAACAUCACUCGCCGUACGGCUACCCGUCCGGUUACCCCCCGUCCUCCCCGCUGGCGCUGCCACCGCACCCCGGCCUGUUGCCGCCGUACUUCCCGGCCGUCGCUUACUCGCCGUACGCCGCGGCCGCACCGCGACUCGGUACCUCACCGCACACUUAACCGAGUAGCUCCGACCGCGGUUGAUUUUCGGUUACGAUUUUCUACGUGACGUUCCGGACGAUAUAGUUUUACGUAUGAGAGUUGUUAUAUAGAUGAUUAGAGCGGCGUUUUGUUUUAUUUCGUAUUUUUCGGUUACGUAUUAUUAUUAUUAUUAUUAUUAUUAUUAUUGUCGCUUCUUUUUCUAUUACCGUAUGCGUUAAGUCUUGUGAAUUUUUUUUUCAAUUCAAAACAAAAUAGAUACGCUUUUCAAAUCGUAUUACCUAUACGUUUACUUAAUAUAUUUAUAUAUAUAUAUAUAUAUAUAUAUUAUAUUAUUUUCUAUUUUUUUUUUUUUUGUUAUCGAUUUCGUUACCUUGUUUUUUUUCUUUUUUUGUUAAUUGGUUUUAUUAUUUAAUAUUAUUAUUAAUGUCAGAAAUGAAAAUUACUCGAACCGUAUGGUAAUGAUGUGUAGUAAUGACAUGUAUAUGGAUUUAUUGUAAAAUAUUAUAUUAUUGUAAAUAUAUGUACCGAUUUCAACGGAAUAUAAUAGAAAUAAUAUAAUAA